This is a messenger RNA of Knipowitschia caucasica, 312 nucleotides long. The record is from the annotation of a GenBank genome assembly. NCBI's taxonomy places the organism in Eukaryota, Metazoa, Chordata, Actinopteri, Gobiiformes, Gobiidae.
AUGUCGUCGGGCAUUGAAACAAAUGACUUGGAUGAUAGCCUCCCCGCUCCCUCGCCUUCUACGUCCGCUACUACGGAGCCAUCUGAUGCCGCGUCGGACACCGAGCAGGAGAGUGGGGCACACACAGUCAAACAGAGGAGAGAUCUGCUACAGAGUUCAGGCUCCUGUCGACCAUUCGCACUGCCGCCUCCAGCCUUCCGUCACUCCCUCUCUCACCCCUUCUCUCCCCCUCUCUCACCCGCUCUCUCGCUCGGGGGGGAGAACGUCAAAGCCCGCUCCACCCGUCUCUCCAGUUCAAAGCCGACAGAGUGA